Messenger RNA from Saccharomyces kudriavzevii IFO 1802, 1839 nucleotides. RefSeq names its product Ddc1p (gene DDC1). NCBI's taxonomy places the organism in Eukaryota, Fungi, Ascomycota, Saccharomycetes, Saccharomycetales, Saccharomycetaceae. Gene Ontology annotation, biological process: DNA replication checkpoint signaling; mitotic intra-S DNA damage checkpoint signaling; cellular response to ionizing radiation. The transcript has a single exon. The record is from RefSeq and is a predicted model, not a curated record. Gene Ontology annotation, cellular component: checkpoint clamp complex; condensed nuclear chromosome. Bases 1 to 1839 code for a protein of 612 amino acids.
AUGUCAUUCAAGGCAACUAUCACUGACGCGGGGAAGCAGAAUAUUUGGUUUCGUUCAAUAUAUGUACUAUCUACGAUCCAGGAUGAUAUUAAAAUUACCGUUACCACGAAUGAGUUGAUUGCGUGGUCAAUGAACGAAACGGAUACUACGCUUUGUCAAAUUAGAUUUGAGAAGAGCUUUUUUGAGGAGUACGAAUUCAAACCACAUGAGAUCGUAUUCGGGGAGAAUGGGAUUCAAGUGAUAGACGAUGCGUACGGAAAUAAUCAUAAAUUAUACUCCUUCCGUGCUAAUGGAAGGCACCUGACGACCAUAUCGAGGAAACCAGAUGGUGAUGGCAUAAAAUCAUUCACUAUUGCAGUCAAUAAUACUUCCACAUGUCCUGAAUCGUUCGCGAAUAGAUUAAUUGUGGUGAUUGAAAUGGAUUCGUUAAUAGUAAAAGAAUAUUGUCCUCAAUUCCAGCCAAUCAAGUAUGAUCCUAUCAUAAUCAAUCUGAAGUACAAAAGAAAGUUUCUAGACGUUUUUGGAACCGCAGCCUCCGAUCGGAACCCGCAGGAACCAUUGGACCCUAAACUAUUGGAUGUUUUUACUAAUACCGAACGUGAACUUACAUCAGCACUAUUCAAUGAAGAAGUGGAAUCGGACAUUCGGAAAAGAAAUCAGUUAACAGCUGCUGAUGAGAUCAAUUACAUCUGUUGUAAUUCAACCUUAUUGAAGAACUUUUUAGAUAAUUGCAAUGUCAACGUUACUGAUGAAGUAAAAUUAGAGAUCAGCGUACAUAAGUUAAGCAUAACGGCAUUUACUAAAGCCGUAUAUGGGAAAAACAACGACCUUUUGAGGAACGCGUUAAGCAUGAGUAACACUAUUAGCACAUUGGAUCUCGAACAUUACUGCUUAUUUACAACAAUUGAAGAUGAAAAACAAGAUAAGCGAUCACAGACCAAGCGUAAGGAACAUAUGAAGAGUAUAACGUUCAAAUUAAAAGACUUCAAAAACUUCAUAACGAUAACUCCAUCCUGGAAAAGCACACAGGGUGGGAACGAUAAUAUAAGUUUAUGGUUCUGUCACCCUGGAGACCCUAUUCUUAUGCAGAUGCAAAAACCGGGUGUGAAGCUGGAAUUAGUCGAAGUCACUGACAGUAAUAUUUCAGACGAAUUUUCAGAAGGAAAAUUUAUAAAGGCAGCCAUCUCAGGUCCGAAAGAGGAGAGUGGUAUGAAAGACAAUAAAGAAAGCUAUGGGAGCCCAUUAAGAAGUAGAACUGCUCUAAAAAGGGAAAACCAGUCACAUUCUGUGACUAGUUCUCGAAGGAGUCCUCUAAAAACAGCAAUUACUGUUCCAGAUAAUGGUGGCGCAGCUGUCAAGAGUUAUAUGGAUAACACAGCAAGGAAAUUAUUUGUCGAAGAACAAAGUCAAACUCCGAAUUACGGAAGAGAAACCCUAUCCAAGCUGCCCCAGUCGAUUAAUAAAAAAGUGAAUCAGGAACAAAGAUUUUAUGACAGUGAGGCUCAUGAAGCGAAUUCUUUACAUAGCCAGACUAAUUCAUUAAAGAGGUCUGUAGACAAUAUGCACGAUGAGAUCAAGGACGCCUCCCUACAACCAGCGGUUGCAAAAAGGGCAGACACUACAGUGACAUGGGGAAAAACAUUACCAACCUCAGAUGACGAGAUUUCGUCCAGCAAUGUUAAUAGAAAAGAAAUGCUCAAGAAAGAGAAACUGAAACAUCUGCAAAACUUGAUGCACUCUAGAAAUAGCGAAAAUAAACACGAAAAUCGGGAAGGUGAGGAAGAGGAAAACGGGCUGGGCCUCACACAAGUGGAAAGACCAAGAGGACUAUUUGAUUGA